CCACCAUGCAGACUAAGAAAACAUUUUAUACAAUGAUAAGAUAGACAAAUAAAUCAUAUAUGUAUAUAUAUGAUUCACCCUCCAAGAAUCUGGCCAUGUAAGAGUAUAGGAAAGUCAGCAAAAUGCACCAAAACAGAUCAACACUCUGUUUCCUUUAAUUUUCUGUCAAAGUGAGUAUUGAGGAAGCAGGCACAGAGAAGGAAGUACAUUUGUAAAGGAGAAUAUAAUAUAAAUAUAACCUCUUUAGAAUCUGUGGGAAAGUUUUGCAUUUUGGAAGGUUCUUAAUCCAAGAAAAGUAGGGAAAUUUUGGAUGUUAAAGUGAAGCAGAUGGUGUUUUUGUAGAAAUUUGGGAAUGGAAGAUAGAUAUAGUUUUCCAUCCUUGAGAGAUGGGGAUUUUGAGGAAGAAGAUGUUUGGGCAGUUCUUAAGGAAAGUAAGGAUUCAACUUACAAGGUUGGACAUUCCAGUGAACCUUCCAUUCCUGAUAGAGGACAUGUUCCAAGUGCUGCAAGAAUGAUCCCAAGAACUUUGUCUGCAAUUAAUACCAGCAGUAACAUUGGCAGUUGUUGUUCUAGUUACAGUCAUGAGGCUAAUGAUGUUAAGCAGCAAUCAGCCCCAGAAAACAUCCCUGAUUUGUCAAAGGUUUCUACAAAGAUGAGGAAUGGUUCAUGGCAUGAUGAUGAUGACGAUGAUGAUGAAUACAAUUCCAUGCUUCCACCACAUGAAAUUCUUGCAAGGAGGCUUGCAAGGAAUCAGAUUUCGUCAUUCUCAGUUUUUGAAGGUGUUGGUAGAAAACUAAAAGGGAGGGAUUUGAAGAAAGUGAGAAACGCUGUUUUAACAAAAACAGGUUUCCUUGAAUAAUGUUAUCACAUGGUGAUCAUUCAUAAAUGAUAAUUGAAAGAGUUUCCUCUUUCAGUUUUCAUGCUAGUUUAUUUCAGUAUAUAGAUCCAGUUUUACGUUUUUACAUAAUUGAAUCAAUGAAUGAUCAUUGCCAUAUUAGUUAAGAGUUGAAGAUAUAUAAUGGUAAUCCAUGUACACGUACGUGUAUUAAUAAAA
Gossypium raimondii (Peruvian cotton) is the source of this 1054-nucleotide messenger RNA. RefSeq lists its product as hypothetical. The record is from RefSeq and is a predicted model, not a curated record. NCBI's taxonomy places the organism in Eukaryota, Viridiplantae, Streptophyta, Magnoliopsida, Malvales, Malvaceae. Bases 353 to 859 code for a protein of 168 amino acids. The transcript has 3 exons.